CUUAAGAUAGUUACGUCCCUUUUAUAUUCCUUGUAUACAUAUAUACACAAUUCAAUUUACAUCCUGGUUUGUGCCUUUAACAGAAAAGGUAGCAAAUUCGUUUAAUCGACGCGUGAACUGUGUCUUGGAAUUUUGGCUCGCAAGAUAAAAGUUCGCUGUUCUUCCUAGAUUGGAACUAAUGAUAUGGGUAAAAGGAGGCCUGGCAAUAAACAAAAGGGUAAAAAAGAAGGUAAAACCACCCCUGAUCCAAACAGAUGGAGAUCUCCCAGGAAUUCUUCGCGCACGAGUGUAGAAUCCGAGCCUCCUCAGAGUCCACCAAUUGGGAGACCACCGAGAAAACGAUCACGUACUUCGUCAUUUUAUCUAGGCGAAUCAUCAGAAGAGAACAGUGUAUUCUGUGGGCGGUGUCAAGAAAAAGACAAGGAACUGGCACUACUGUUAGAGGAAUUGUCAAUUAAAGAUAAGAUAAAAGAAGAAUAUGAAGAGAUGAAAGCCAAAUAUGAGGAGGAGAAACGACAAAAGGAUGAAGCCCUGACGAGAUUAAGUGCCAUGGCGUCCAACAAACUUCGUGAUAACAAUCCGAAUAUCGCCGACCUUAGUGACCAGAACAGACCAACUAAAAUAGCUGAGAAAUUGUCAGAGCUGUAUGACAAUGAAUGGACAGAUGCGUUUGAUGCCUUGAAUGAUGAAAUGAGUGAAACAGAAACAAUAGAUUUCCUUUUAGAUAUUUUAAUGAGAUCAUACAAGGCAUGUAAGGCGAUUGCGUCGGAAAACUAUUUCGAGAAGGUUCAACGCAUCAUAGAAUUUCCCGUUCAGGGGGAGUUGUCAGUAACCUCGUCGUCUGUGCUUCCAGACGAGAAGAAACAGUCUGUGCUUCCAGACGAGAAGAAACAGUCUGUGCUUCCAGACGAGUUGAAACAGUCUGAGCUUCCAGACGAGUCUAUGCUUUCAGACGUGUCUGUGCUUCCAGACGAGUCUAAACAGUCUGUGCCUCCAGACGGGUUGAAACAGUCGUUGCUUCCAGACGAGUUGAAACAGCAAAUCAAGGAGUUCAGAAAACUGAGAGCCGUGCAUGUUAUUGAAGACGUUCAAAAGGCAAUUCGAAGCAAUCAGCAGUCAAAGUUUGACAGUGUAGAAGAAGUUAAGACAUAUAAAUCUAUGUGCGAGGAGCUCUGCUGGUUGAUGGCGGUACAGGACCCACCACUUGUUCUUUCUGAAAACAGUCCGCAGAAGUUUGAUACAAAUGUCUUUAAGGACUAUACGAAGCGAGGGACGUAUGUACAGUAUGUAGUGUGGCCAGCUCUAUUCUUGAAUGAAGGAGGUUCACUCUUAACAAAAGGUGUUGCUCAAGGGUGCAACAACCUCCCCUUAGAUAAUGACCUGCUUAUCAAUACGUGGAUAUAUAGAAAAUAUCUGACUAGGAACGCUAUGGGAAACUCUUGGUCAAAGUAUUGGCAACGUGAUGAUGGACCUCCUCCUGCAAAGAAAAGAAAGCUGUCAGACAACAUAAGUGUACCAGGAGGGGCAUACACGGAGAUAUUUCAGGAAAAGGAUCAGGAAAUAAAACAGUUACAGUCAACAAUUAAAUGGCUUGAAGAAACACACAUCCCGAAGAACGAAUACGAAGAGAUGAGACAAAACUAUCAAAGAGAAAAAACUGCCAAGGACGAAGCUUUACGAAGAUUAAGCGCCUUGGCAUCCAGCAAACUCCGAGAUAACAACCCAAAUAUCGCUGACCUUAGUGACCAGAAUAGACCCACUAAAAUAGCUGAAAAGAUGUCAGAGCUAUAUGACAACCAGUGGACAGAUGCAUUCGAUGCCUUGGCCGGAAACAUGAGAGAGACAGAUAUCAUAAAACUGCUACGGGACCUUCUAAUGGGGUACACGCCUGUCCCACCACGAGCGACAUCCAUGAUGCCAGAUAGUUUAAAACAGCAAAUUAAGGAGUUCCGUAAAUCCAGAGCUUUGCACGUGACCAAGGAAGUUGAAAAGGCAAUACAAGGAAGGCUACAUACAUCAUAUAAUCAUUACGAAGCAGUUCGGAAAUAUAUCUCUAGUUGUGUGGAGGUAACGUGGCUGAUGGUUGUGCAGGAUCCACCCCUUGUCCUCUCAGUACCGUCAUCAUCAAAGUUUGAUAACAAUACAUUUAAAGACUAUACCAAGCGAGGACCAUAUAUGGAUUCCGCCUAUAAGGAACAGUUCGAUCUCGAAACAGAUACAUUGCGCAUUCAAGCAAAAAUUGUGAACGAGAGUGCAAAGGUAAUACAUAAAGAACAGAAAAAUAUUCAGAGGAAGAAGAGGAAAGCGAGCAGCAAAAAGCUACCGACAUGUAUUGAUAAUUAUAACAACGCUUUAUUGGAAAUCAGAGAAUCACUACAAGUGAUACAGACUUUAAUAGACACUGACGACGCUGGGUUCGCACCUCCGAAACAAAGGGCACACAAACCCAGGCGUGUCUCAUCCUGGAAUGAAACAAAAGAAAGAAAACGAAAAAGGGAAGAGGAACCAUUCAGAAAUAUCGAGACAGAUUGCCUUCAAUGUUUGAGUAAAAGUCAACAAAUUCAAAAACUUGAAGCCAAGCUGAAAAGAAUUCAAAGAGAAAACGAGGAUAAUUUGAAGCAAUUUAUUCAAUCAAAUGAAGAGCUGCGAAAGCAGUAUGAAGGAGAAAAAGAGUCAAAAGAAGAUGUUCUACGCAGAUUGAGUUCCGUGGCAUCAAACAAAUUACGAGAUAACAACCCGAAUAUAUCUGACCUUAGUGACCAAAACAGACCUACUAAGAUAGCCGAGAAGAUGUCAGAAUUGUAUGACAACCAAUGGACUGAUGCAUUCGAUGCGCUUCAAGGAGAGAUGGACGAGCGAGAAAUUAUUCGGACACUGUUAGACACUAUGAUGGCUGUCUACCAUGAAUGUCAAAGGAUGUCGACUGAAAAUUUCUUUGAAAGAGUUCAACGAAGUAUUGAAGUGCCAGCUGAGGUAACGGGAAGAUCAAAAACUAAGCUUAUAAUGUCAAACGAGUUGAAACAACAGAUCAAAGAACUUCGGAGAAGCCGUGCAACCUUUGUAGUCAAGGAUAUUGAGAAGGUUGUGAAGCCAAACAUCCAGUUAUCCAAACAUCAGUUGAAAGAGAUUCAGGAGUACAUAUCACGCUGUGUCGAGAUUGGUUGGCUUUGUGCGGUGCAAAAUCCUCCACUGGUUCUCGAGUCGCAACCUCCAUCAAAGUUUAACACCAGUAUGUUCAAAGAUUAUACAAAAAGUGGAAAGUAUGUAGAUUAUGUUGUAUGGCCAGCAAUGUUUCUUCAUGAAGGAGGCGCUCUUCUUGCGAAAGGUAUUGCACAGGGUACCGAUCACAAGUAAACUCCACCAAAGGAUUAUGAAGAAUGUAAAUAGCACGCGCUUGUAUUGCGUCAUCGAUGUCCAGCCUAAGCAACGUUAUUAUCCACAAGCAGCACUCAUGGCCAGUAAAUGUACAAAGUCUAGUAAGGUCAUGUAUUCAGUGCAAAGAAAAAAACACAAACGAGUUGUAUUCAAUCCAAACAACUGCGUUAGGGAUAGUUGUGUAGAAUAUAUGGAAAUCGUUCCAAGGACCUUUGACCAUCAAAGAAGAAGACGCAAUGUAUAGAUCACUGUUUACCUGAGUUUUGUGAUUAACAACUUAUUUCAUUUUGUUAAAAUGUUUGCAGGAAGAAAUGUUUAGUAAACUUGAUUUACAAUGCCUGUGUAAACAUAUUUUUCAUGUUACUAAACAAGUAUGUUGAAUAGAUUCAAAGACUAUAUCAAUUAACAAUAAUUGAUAUUAAAGUAGACUAAAAUUUGAAAA
Mercenaria mercenaria is the source of this 3817-nucleotide messenger RNA. RefSeq lists its product as uncharacterized. Gene Ontology annotation, biological process: mitophagy by internal vacuole formation; mitochondrial protein catabolic process. Gene Ontology annotation, cellular component: mitochondrial outer membrane. The coding region runs from base 184 to 3354 and encodes 1056 amino acids. Lineage: Eukaryota; Metazoa; Mollusca; Bivalvia; Venerida; Veneridae. The record is from RefSeq and is a predicted model, not a curated record. The transcript is spliced from 21 exons.